CGCUUCAAAAUGACAAUAUUGGAGGGUUCGUAGUUUUGGUUGUUUUCUGUUUCUUAUUCUAAAACGAGCGCGUGCCAGCCGAUCGCUUUUAUUUAGAACGAUCUUUUAUAAAGGGCAGAGGGAGGUGAGAUGCAUUCUACGAUAACAGAGGAUAAUUCACAAGGGACCAAAAGACCAUUAGACAGGACCCCAAGUCCAGAACCUCCUCUAAAGUCUCCUCGCACUUCAUCUGGCCAGCCGUUCGACUUUCCUAUAGGAACGGAGAAGCAGCCAGAUGAACAGAAGUCGAGCUCCGCUGAGGACAGUGUUCGAGAGCCCGUGAUGGAGAGUGUUCCGGUUCCUGAUCUUGACCCUCGCUCAUGUAGAAAAUCUUGGAGGAGGUCAACUAGAGGCAGGAGAUCACUCCCUGCCCUCCCUAGCACCUCCCAGGCUCUGUGUAAAUCAAUCAGCCAAGACCUGCAUGAUGAUGAGAGGCUGGAGAAACUAAUGGAAGCUGCAAUGCAGCAUACAGUCAAGAGGCUACAAAACAGUCUCCAGACCAUCCCUGAUACUAACAUGGAAGCAUUUCAAACACAAGUUGAUUCGCUACAGACAAAAUGGAAAAGUCUGGCUAAAAACAUUUCUGAAGAACGUUUACUUUUACUCUCCAGCACAAACAGUGACCCUGCCAUUCAGAAAUCAAUUGAUCGCACUAAGGAGGCCAUCAGCAGGUUGCAAGCUGAGAGUUUGUCUUGGGACUCCUUGCUUACCAAACAUCGCUCGAAAUCUGAGGAACUGGCCAGGCGAGUGGAACAGGGGCAAGAGAAAGCAUUGCCGCUGGACCCAUCCUGCAUCGCCCAGUCCUCUCAGAGCAAGCUUAUCCUGAAUAAACCAGAUUAUCACGAAGUUCUGUGUAGACAGCACAGGGUGCUCAACACAAUGGAGUUGGUGCUUGAUGCCCAGUGUAUGAUGGUGAAGGGGCUUCUGUCUUUCCAGCAACAGUCUCAGUUACUGGUGAAGGAGACCAGUAGCAGAUUGGCUCAGAGUGCUGGGUUUGAGGACCUCCCAUCAUCUCCAGUGAGACAGCUCCUAAGCAGGACUGCUACAUCGUCUUAGAUCUGCUCAACUGUUCUUUUUUUAAUGACACUCUUGAUACAAUUAAUUUUCUUGUUCUGUAAAAUAAGGUAUCUAACCAGCUAAUUUUCAAUGUCAUGCAUUAUCUUUUGGCAUAAAUUGAGUUUGUUCUUUACACUGUGUACAAAUUUCAUUAUAAAUGCUCCAAAAUAACUUAAUGUAUGUACAAUAAAAAUCUUAUACAGUCUCUUUACAUCAAUUUCAAUUUACGAUGGUAUCUUUUACAAAAAUGUCGAUUUCUUUGUCAGAACUUUGUUGGUAGGUCUAAUUUUAAGCAUUUUUGCACCUGUUAAUGUCUACAUGUUACUCAGUAUAUCAGCAGUUAGAUGUUGAUGCAUUAGUAAAUUCUAUCUCCCCUAUAAAGAAAGACUGCUGAUCACUAGAUGGCAGUGUAGUUAUUAAUAUUCAUCACACUUUAUGAUAUUUACUUGUUUAUUUACUUACCUUUACCUGUUUCUAUGUUUCAUAUUAUGUUAAAUAAUAAAAGAAAGUGGUUUAAUUGGUAA
This is a messenger RNA of Astyanax mexicanus (Mexican tetra), 1619 nucleotides long. Its product is annotated as DSN1 component of MIS12 kinetochore complex. Gene Ontology annotation, biological process: mitotic sister chromatid segregation; cell division. Lineage: Eukaryota; Metazoa; Chordata; Actinopteri; Characiformes; Acestrorhamphidae. The record is from RefSeq and is a predicted model, not a curated record. The transcript has 11 exons. Gene Ontology annotation, cellular component: MIS12/MIND type complex. The coding region runs from base 130 to 1095 and encodes 321 amino acids.